Neohortaea acidophila is the source of this 5590-nucleotide messenger RNA. RefSeq names its product armadillo-type protein. Gene Ontology annotation, biological process: positive regulation of transcription by RNA polymerase I; maturation of SSU-rRNA from tricistronic rRNA transcript (SSU-rRNA, 5.8S rRNA, LSU-rRNA). The transcript has 2 exons. The coding region runs from base 81 to 5423 and encodes 1780 amino acids. The record is from RefSeq and is a predicted model, not a curated record. Gene Ontology annotation, molecular function: snoRNA binding. Lineage: Eukaryota; Fungi; Ascomycota; Dothideomycetes; Mycosphaerellales; Teratosphaeriaceae. Gene Ontology annotation, cellular component: 90S preribosome; small-subunit processome; t-UTP complex.
CCAAACAUGCCGCUUUGACAUGCGGCGAGCUGCGCGCACAACCCCCUCCAUCCACUCCCUCGUCUAAGCUCCUCACAGCCAUGACGACGGUCUUGCAGCAGCAACUCGCGCAAAUUGCUGCAAAAUCUACACAUCAACUCGAUCUCAAAGCCCAGAAGGCGCAACACGCCAAAUCCCUCCUCUUCGAACCCGCCGAUGCUGCGCGACAAUCCUUUGACGACAUCUUCCUCCUCUGCACCGAGGGCUUCGAAGAACUGUGCCAGCUCGAUCUCCGUUUUUCCACCUUCCGCAACAACCUCUUUAGCGAUGGCAGCAAGGGCGUGGAUCGCGGCGAGCUCACCCAACACGAAAAUGAAGAGCUGAAUAGGGUUCUGGAGCAAUGCUUAGGGCUGUUGCAAGCCCGUCUGCUACUUGCCCCGGCCCAAAAGACGUUGGAAUGGCUGGUGCGCAGAUGGAGAGUACACGAGCACAACACCGAGGCCUUGGUCUUGACCUUCCUACCCUACCAUGCCGAUCAACACCUCCUGCCGGCCCUGCUUGCAAUUCUGCCAACCGACCGCACACUUCCAGACAGCUUGAAAUGGUUGCAUCCAUACCUGUCUUCCCUCGCCUGCCCACCGAGACAUGCCGUCCUCGCUGCUGCAACCUCAAAUUCCGCUUUCUUCGUUGCUUUCAACGCAUACGUUCUUCGUCUGGCAAGAGCCGGGCAUGCUUCAAGCUCUCUCCUCGCCUACUGGGCCAGCCUUGUGGCGCAAAGCAUCAAUGCAAUGCUCGAUGCGUCACGGACAGGCAGACAAGACCUCCGCGCCCAGCGAGAAGAGCAGAUUCUGCUGAAAGUUCUGUCAGUCAUACAAGAUGCGCUGCAGAUUAGCAAAAAGCCGGACAUGGACGAAAUAUUCGUGGCCGCCUGCAUGAUCAUUACCGUUCUGGCCAGCAAGGCCUCCCUCUCGGAUGUCACCAUCGAUGCGCUGAUGCAGGCUGUUGCUCGCUCUUGGACCACGCGAACGACUCUCGAGGGCUUGUCCUGCUUGGCGACUUUGGCGGAGGAGAAAGAGGAUGCGCAGCUACCCAAAUCCAUCACGCGCUCCAUCUUGCACGCCGCUGCAUUUCCCCAUCUCUUACAGCUAGCCAGCUCUCAAAGAGUGGACAAGUUGGCUGCUGGGAUAUCGGUGGGUAUACUUCGAUCUGCUUCCAAGAUUGAAGAGCCUGCACAUCUGGAAGUUGUACUGCGGACCCUGGACGAACGCUUUCUGUCGAGUGAGCAGACACUUCGAGUUCUGGAGGCAAUCUUCGGUGCAGUUCAAGAUUGCAAAGACCAGUCUACGUCCAACUUGCUGGUCGAUAUUCUUCGAAGACUCGGCGAGGCUGAUGAUAGUCGGCGAUUGAUCAUUGAAGCCGCGCGGAAUCAAGGAACCGAACUGCAGGGAGCUGGUUUGGUCGACCUCCUGGAAGCAAGCCCUACUGGCCCCACAACACAAACGGAAAGCGUUGAGCUGGACGAAAGAAUGGAAAUCGAAGAGCAGGCCUCGCACACGGUGGACUUGAGCAAGAUUGUCGACGAGCUACCACCGCUUCCAUCCAGUCACUUUUCCUUCCUGAAAUGGAAUGGAGCUCCAGCGAGCCUGUUCCAACUGUACAGCCGCGCUUUUGAAGCCAGCAUGCCCUCACAGAGUGCAACAGAGCAGUUCUUGGACCGAAGCCAGCUCCGUCACCCAGGAUCGACUACGACGCCAACUUUGUUCAGCUUUUUGGCACGCCUGUGGACGACACAAUCGUCAAGCGUCAAUCCAAAGGCCAGAGUCCGAGCGCUGCAAAUAAUCAAGUCCCAAAUCGAUGGCCGUAUCAAGGACAACUCUGCCCACACUUCAGAUAUUUCCGUCCCUGGGCUAGACCUCAGAGAUUUCUUCCCCUACCUCAUAGCAGCGUUUUGCGAUCCUAGUAAACGGGUCCGUCUAGCUGCAGCCAUGCUCUUUGAGUCAUUGACUCGGGAAUCAAAGCUCGUGCAGGGGAAUGAUGAGUCCACUCCGGCCGGGCAAUUAUACGAUGCGAAACGAACCGACGACCACGUGAGGCUGUCCAAUGCCAAUUGCAAUUCACUGCUCCAAAGCAUCGGGCAAGCAGUUGAAGAUUGUAUGCUGGAUGAAACGUACUUAAUCACCUUCACUGCCAAACUCUUCAACGGCCACAAGGUGAAGGGCUUGAGCAAGGCCCAACGGCCAGUAAUUUGUGAAUUUCUUGCCUAUCACGCUGCGAGGACUGCAUCACUGCAUACGAAACUCUGUCUGCUGCGCAUUCUCGCCAAGGUCGACAAAGACGCGGCUUCGGCCCGACUCCACCAUCUCGUUCCAUUCCUCAAAGACUGGCUCUCUCAGUCGGAAGCAGACCUUUCGGGUGCGUGCGAGCGAGAUGGAGUGCGACUUUGGGAGUUGGAUGCUGCUCUGCUGGAGAAUCUUUGGCAUUGCUCCGGACAAGAUAUGAAGGUGGUACGAGACCUCUGCAUGCAAUCUCAGAGACGAGGAAUUGCCGAAGCCGCAUUCACACAGCAACAACGCGCAUGGGCCACCGUCAAGUCAGCAGAGAAACAAAGGGAAGUGGUAGACUGGCUGGUGACUCUUGCUUUGGGCGAAGCUCCGAGCAGCGCGAAUGUCAGCGACAUGGCAUUACAAACGUUGCAUGCACUUGAAAUCCCAUCCACGGUUUUCGAAGGGAUUCUUCAAGAACUUCCAAACAUUAGCGACGUUCAAGCUCAUCCUCCGGCAGCCAAACGACAGCGAAGGACUUCCGAAUCAGUGCAAGCUCGAUCGAUUGAUCCCGAAUGGGUGCAAAACACCAUCCGCAAGAUUACGUUAAUUCUUGAGCUACUGGAGGAGUCCAAGCCCCAAGCACCAGAGCUUUUGCAACCGCUAUUUUACCUCCUUUCCGAGCUGCGCGGUCUCAAACUCGCGUCAUCGUCUGAGCUGGUGUACCUGCACGCAAUGAUCCUCGACGCUCUUCUCGCCAUCGUCUCACACCAGGAUGAUUGGAGCAAGGCAAACACUUCUCUCGAUGCGAGCUACAUUCGGACCGAUCUGAUCAUUGAAUGUCUCCGGUCGUCCUCGUCAACACAAGUCCACAACACAGCCCUCCUCCUUAUCAGUGCUCUCGCGGGUUGGGCUCCGGAGAGCGUCUUGCAUUCCGUCAUGCCACUCUUCACAUUCAUGUCGACCACAAUCUUGCAGAAAAGCGAUUCCUACUCUGCUCAUGUCAUCGAGCAGACGAUUGCCAAAAUCGUCCCGGCUCUCGCCACUUCGCUCAAGGAGAAGGGCAAAAAUAUCCUUUCUGGUGUGUCGGAGAUGCUCCUCUCCUUUGUCGCAGCUUGGGAGCAUGUUCCUCGGCAUCGUAGGCUUGAUCUCUUCGCCACGGUGGUCAACGCUGUCGAACCACUAGAUUGCCUCGGCGCGGUGUCUGCAAUGCUUGUGGAGCGGUACGAACAGGGCGAGCCUUUCGUCUACUCCUUCAUCGAGGACUUGAUCUGCCAAUAUCAGGGCAUCGAGAUCAUGACAGCCGCGCGCCAGUGGCUCAAUCUGUUGUCCGAUUCGACUAAAGCACCGGAACCCAAGAAGCGCACCGCAGCAAGGACAUGCGACAUCCUCCUGAGCAUGUCCGAAAAGGAUGCCAACGAAAAGGCUACUGUCGUCGAGAGUUUGCUGAGUGCCCUGGCGUCUUUGCUCCGAAGGGGGCCAGUGCAGAACACCGUAGCGACAUCUCUGUCCAAGGCUACUCAGGAAGAAGCGCAGCAGAUUCGCUCCCACUACGUCUCACUGCUUGAGCUUGCAAUCGACAUUUCGCAACAAGUCGACACAUUUACCGACCAAGGCGAGCAAGUCGUUUCCGCAGUGCUACGCCUGCUUCCCAAUGCCGAUUUUAUCGCAUCUAGCGCCGAAGUCAUGCAGACGGGAUCCGAUGUCUCUCGGGAGAAGGUCUUCCUCUGCUUGGAGAGCCGUGUGCUGGACUCGAAGCAGGGAAGCCACGAGAGUCAGAUUUUUAUGGAUCUUCUUCCCGGUUGUGCCGCUUUCAUUCGCAAAGAUCGCAAUGUCGCGGUGAGAGCGGCGGCGAUUGCCUGUAUGGAUGUGAUUUGUGAGAAGUUCGGCAAGACCGACCUCAGAAUGGUCAGAGAUGCCGCAGAGACCAUUGUCGGCGACGCUGCAUUGGGUGAUGAUGACGAAAAGUUGAAGGCGUUGAGUUUGUUGUGUCUGGCGAGUAUGGCGGGAGCGCUCAGCAACGUUGACGAAGCGCUGUCGGUUCUUCCACGCAUUCUGACGGCGACGCUGGAUCUCCUUGUUCGGAACGCGGAACAUGGCACCCCGUCGGAAGUUGACAGCGCCGCCUUCCGGCUGUUGAGUUCUUUGCUCGAUCACAUCCCGUGGAUCUUGACGUCUUCGUCAAAGGAGCUCGAUCGGGCCUUCCAGGUUGCAUCACGAAUGGACGCAGACGACGCUAUCAAUGACUUCCUAUCCUUGGCUGCGAAGAAAACGCCCGUGCCGGAGCUCUUUGCCUCAAUUGAGCGGUUGUGGAAUGAAGAAGGUCUACCGCCCGGUGCAAGCACUUCCGGCAACGCUGCAAGUAUUGUCGGCAGGCUGACUCGAGUGCUGGACCAGUCGGUGCAGAAUAGCACAAAGGCCAGCAUUACAAAGAACGCAUCGAUAGUCUUCCGGGUGCUGUUGCGCGGGUUGGAUCUCGCUGCCAACGCUAUCCGCCCCUCGGACACCGACGCAUUGAACAAUGCCGCCCUGAACGUGACUCUCAAGAUGAACGAUGCCACCUUCCGGCCGUUCUUUAUUCAGCUUACGGAGUGGGCCACUUCUGGACAUGCCAACGUUGCUGUUCAGACGCAACGAUUGACCACCCUCUACAGCUUUGCCCUGAUCCUGUUCAACAGGCUUGGCUCUCUCGUCACCAUGUACACCGGCUAUCUGCUCGAAAGUGCCCACGAUCUCCUCGGCCGAUCAACAACAGACGAGGGACUGACGCUUACCAUCCUGGAGACACUCCGCAGCAGCUUCCGCAAUGACGAAGAUGAGUUCUGGACCGCUUCCGCGCAUUUCGACCCCAUUGCGGAACCACUCGUCAACUUGCUUGAGAGAGGCCAGGGCGACAAGGCACAGGCAGCUGCGGCUUCGCAAGACCGCCUGAAGUUCAUCAGCGGCAAGCUCCUCUCGCUUCUUCGACACGAACGAGCCAACGUUCGCCUGUCAGCCAUUCAAUGCCAGCGGGGUAUCACGGCAGAGAUUACCUUUGACUGGCUGGCAAUGCUCCCUGAGAUGCUGCCAGUGAUUUCGGAGUUGCAGGAGGAUGACGAUGAGCGUGUCGAACGCGAGGCAUUGGCCUGGAUCCGGCAGAUUGAAGAGAUUAGCGGGGAGAGCCUGGAGGGCAUGCUUGCUUAGACGGCGAUUAGACGCCUCGUAAAAUGCAGCUGUGGCGAGCUCUCGGAUGUCCGGCGCGUCCUCAUGCCGAGAGUGGGCGUGUUCCUAUGCAUGCCAAAAACAGAUGGGACGAUCCUUCGCAAGCAGCGACACGCAUGCCACCAUCGAUGUUACUCUACUGAUCCAUG